This is a messenger RNA of Talaromyces rugulosus, 906 nucleotides long. RefSeq lists its product as uncharacterized. The coding region runs from base 1 to 906 and encodes 301 amino acids. Lineage: Eukaryota; Fungi; Ascomycota; Eurotiomycetes; Eurotiales; Trichocomaceae. The transcript is spliced from 2 exons. The record is from RefSeq and is a predicted model, not a curated record. Gene Ontology annotation, molecular function: FMN binding.
AUGCCUCUGUUGACGAGAUUUAGUGCCGCCAGCAGAGCAGUGCUCAAUUACGUGCCGCGGACGACGACCACAGCUGCCAUCUUCGGCUCCCGCGGCAAGACGACGACGACGACCAGCCAUCACUUCGCAGCAGGGCCCGAUUUCGAGCAAACAAAAGCAUCCCGCCCUGAUUUCAACCCCAGCGAACCCAUCAAAUACAUCAAACCGCCCAAUGGUGCCUGGCAAAAGGGCGACGGCGCCAGCGACGGCGGCGCAUCGCUGUCGGCCAAGCACGUCGCGAUUGACCCGUAUGCGCCAGGUCGGUCGAUAGCCAGCAACUACAAACUGCUCGUCUCGGGAAUUGUGCCCAGGCCGAUUGCCUUUAUUAGCACGCGAUCAAAGGAUGGCACCUCAGUCAAUCUGGCGCCGUUUAGCUACUUCCAAGUAAUCAACCACGACCCGCCGCUGUUCACUGUCAGCUUCGUCGGCUCGAUCGCCACGGCUAAGGACACGCUGAAGAAUUUGCUCGAGACGAAAGAGUGCGUGAUCAAUGUCAUCUCGGAGCAUUUCAUGGACGCGGCCAACGCGACGGCCGUGAACGCGCCGUAUGGAGUCUCGGAGUUUGGUCUCGCGGGUCUGCAUCAGGCUGAAUCUUCGACCGUCGCGGCGCCGCGAGUGCGUGAGUCGGUGUUCUCGAUCGAGGGCAAGCUAUUCGAGACGAAAGAAUUCGAGAGCCGGGCUAAACCAGGCAAAAAGACCUCUGUCCUGGCAAUCAUCGAGGGCACGCGGUUCUGGGUCCGCGAGGAUGCCAUCAACGAGGGCCAGGAUCUCAUUGACCUGGAAGUGCUGCGUCCAGUCAGCCGGCUAGGCGGGAUUAGAUAUGGGCGUACAACGGAAGUUGUAGAGCUUGAACGCCCGGCUUUCUGA